Hansenula anomala is the source of this 201-nucleotide messenger RNA. Its product is annotated as GATA-type transcription factor. The annotation marks the transcript as partial. The transcript has a single exon. The record is from RefSeq and is a predicted model, not a curated record. Gene Ontology annotation, biological process: negative regulation of transcription by RNA polymerase II; positive regulation of transcription by RNA polymerase II. Gene Ontology annotation, molecular function: DNA-binding transcription factor activity, RNA polymerase II-specific; zinc ion binding; RNA polymerase II cis-regulatory region sequence-specific DNA binding. NCBI's taxonomy places the organism in Eukaryota, Fungi, Ascomycota, Saccharomycetes, Phaffomycetales, Wickerhamomycetaceae.
UGUUUUAAUUGUCAUACUCAAAAGACUCCAUUAUGGAGAAGAGAUCCAAAUGGUAAUACACUUUGUAAUGCUUGUGGGUUAUUUCAAAAAUUACAUGGUACAAUGAGACCAUUAUCAUUAAAGACAGAUGUUAUCAAAAAGAGAAACUCAAGACGUUCUUCAGUUAAUGGUGAAGGCGUUGGUAAUAAUACUUCUACAAAU